Molecule: messenger RNA, 3105 nt
Organism: Caenorhabditis remanei
Lineage: Eukaryota; Metazoa; Nematoda; Chromadorea; Rhabditida; Rhabditidae
Exons: 19
Coding region: 1-3105 (1034 amino acids)
Biological process (GO): tRNA export from nucleus; rRNA processing
Cellular component (GO): small-subunit processome; CURI complex; UTP-C complex
Source: RefSeq, a predicted model, not a curated record
AUGGAGACGCCCGAACUAUCCGAAGAUGUGCUCCCGAUGUCAAACGCUUUCAAAUUGCUGUGUGACGACUCUACGCCAAAAAUGAACAAAAAAGAAGUUGAAAGACAUCGUCAGACAGCGAAAAAGAUCAAAAAUGAUAUAGAAUCGGCCAAAAUUAAUCUAGAAAUCGAGUACAAAAACUUGGACUUCUGGACAGAACACGACAUCAAACAUCCUCUCCAUCAUCUUCAGAAGGCUAUAGAUGCCACGUCAUCAAGUGUUACUCAGUUUAAAUGGGUCAAACCUUCAAAAAUCACAAUUUCGGAUCAAGUUUUCGUCGAAAUGCCAUCAGAGCUACUAGGAAAUCGAGACUUUCUCAAUUUAACCUAUCCAACAAAACGAGCUCAUUUCCUCUGCUGUAUCGCAAAAAUUCUGUCGAAAAACCACGCGAAAAUCCACUUUGCGGCUGGUGGAAUCCAUCAGGAUGACCCGAUUUUCCCGGAUUUGAUUGUGGAUGGAAUUCGAAUUGGAAUCUAUUGUUCGGACGUGGCAAAACCGAAGAGAUUCGCACCGAAUAUCGGAAAUUUGAGACCGGCGACAGUGUUCGGAGAGAAGUUGUUCAAAGGAGUCGAAAUCGCCACUCCACGAUUCAAUCAACGUAUGCUAUGGUCAGUUCUAGAGUUGGAUCUGUAUCAGGAGUUGGAAAAGACUAUGAAGACUCAUCCAACUGCUCGUUUGGCUCUUCAUCUUCUCCAAUCUCUCCUUGAAAACCGUCAUCUCACCCACGCAUUCUCCAAAAUCGUCACAACUGCGCGUGUCGUUCGUCUCAUUAAAAAUGGAGAAAUCACUGAGAAACAGGAGAUUCUCACUGUUUUGAGAGCGAUUUUCAAAGAUUUUAUAACCUGGUCACUUGAUGAUGUGGAACACAUGGAUGUCGAUGAAGAAAAACUGGAAGAUGAUGUGGAAAAGGAGUAUUCUCAGAAUUUCGACGUUAAUCUCAUCUGGAGACAUUUGAAUAUUGCAUCGAAUAUCACAAAGAAUCAAAUGGCUAGAAUGAAAAAAGAGCUCGCCACGUGUUAUCCGUUGCUCGGACAAGUCUACACAUUCGAUCCAAUUUUUAUUGAGAAAUUCCCAGUUUUUGCACAAUAUGACCAUGUUUCCAGACUCCACGUGAACGUCUCCCAACUUCUUCCGAUUCUCGGUGAAUUCGGAUGUGACUCCGUGGAUAAUCGUGACGUCAUCAGUCAAUUCAUCAAAAGUUUAGAGCGAAAAAUCCAGCAAACCAUGUCAGAGAGAUACGAAUUCAUCGGAAUUCAUGAAAUUACUGAAGACUUGAAAACCACGUGGCAACUCACUGACUACGCGUCACAGGAACGUCAGAAGACGUUUUUGAUUGGAUUCAGAAUCACUUCGCAAUGGAAGAAUCCGUUGACUGUCGGACCAUCUGCACAGACUAAUGAGGCGAAAGAAUUCCGUGAAUUAUGGAAGGGAAGCAGUGAACUUCGCAAGUUCGCCGACACACGUAUCUGCGAAUGUGUCGUUUGGGCGGAGAAACCAUCGGAAAAGGUUCCGCGGGCUGUUUUGCAAUUUGUGCUGCAAAAAAUGUUCGAUCUACCAGCCACAUGUCUCUCGUGGAGAUCACUGACAACUACAUCUACGUCAGCAGAAAGUGAUCAGCAACACGAGAAGAAGAGCCAAGAGGCUGUAUUCAAAGCAUUCACUGAUUUGAGUACUGUGUUGAGAGGACUCAAAGGAAUUCCUCUAAUGAUCACUAAUGUUCAUGGAGUUAGUGGUUAUUUGAGAGGCACUGAGCCCGCCUAUCCAUCAGUCUUCGCUGCCACGUCAUCAAACAAGUCAACCGACAAUCACGCUCUCCCAGAAAACGGAAAAAUUCCGUUGUACUCUCCGGCUGUCACUGUUCACAUCAAAUUAGAAUAUUCUGGAAAAUGGGGAAACGAUGUGGAGGCAAUCAGACGGUUGACGUCUUCUCUUUAUGUUAAGAUCGCCGAGAAACUCCGCACGGUGCACAAACUCACCGCCGUUCCAACAAUCGAUCAAUUAUUCGUAUUAAAAUCUGGAAUUGUGUUCAAAAUUGUCGUUGUCAACGAUCGAAUUAUGACGAUUUUGGAGGAGGAAGUUCAGAAAUUGAAGGAUUCUGGAGCCACGAGAAUUGAGAGUUCAAUUCAGGGAAUGCGAUUGGCGAUGUGGAAGAAAAAAUUCGUCGCUGAACCACUUCUCCAAAUGUCUCUUCAAUCCUUCUCAACGAGUCACAAAUUCUUCGGAUCCACUGUACAAUUAUUCAAAAAAUGGCUGGGUUCGAAAUUGCUAUCCGGACACCUCAAUGAUCAUGUCAUCGAGCUAUUGGUGGUGGCUGCAAUCAGUAAGAGAGGAAGUGUCGAGCCGCAAUCCACGUGGUCUUCGUUCUCCCGUCUGCUCACUCUCCUCUGCACUCAUCCAUGGUCUUCGCGCCCACUCGUUGUCGAUUUCGGACUGAAAUCAUGGACAGAAGAAGAGAGAUCGAAACUCGAAGAGAAAUUCAUAAAAAUGCGUCCAAUUCUCCCGCCGAUGGUUGUCAUUCAUGAGGAAGAUCAACUCGGAUCCAAAUUUACACGUGAAAAUCCACAGGGAAUCGUUUUGAAUCGAUUAGUUGCUGUUGCAAAGGAGGCGUUGAAACUCAUGGAAAAACAGACGACCGGAGAGAAAUCUAUCGAUUUAGAGACCUCCCUGCUCACUGAAAAUCUCGCUCCAUACGACGCGAUCAUCAACUUGGAACCAGCAGCCGUCGUCAGAAAGAAGGCUCUCAUGGAGAGAAGACCGUUACCGGAAAACUCGAAAUUCCAACACAAAAUUCCAGUUGUCGAGUUGGAUCCGGUUGAUGAACUCGUCUAUCAGCUCAAUAAUAGUUUCCAGUCGGUCGCCAUGUUCUUCUACAAUAAAUACGGUGGUCAUCAUAUUGGAGUGAUGUUCAAACCACAAGAAGAAGAGGUUCCGGCAAAGAUAUCCCGUUGCGCUCUCCACAAAUCGAUAUCCGAUUCGGCACUCCGUCUGAACCGUGCCGAAAUUCUCGAAAAUAUUCUAAUUUUGGGACAAGGAAUUGUCGGUGACGUGGAAUUGAAGAAGCAGUAG